AUGGACGAUCUUUUGAAAGGCUUGCUCAAUUUGGGCGUAGGGUUGCCCAGCACGGAUCAAGUGGUAGAGCUGCUAGAGUCUGAUAUCAAGUCAACCCAGUCUCUUGCGCAGUUGCUGGCACUGACAACGUCAAGCGCGGAAAAGGAUGACAACAACCACAACAACCCUUCGUCGGCCGUCGAUCUGAUGGGAGCAGAAUUGCUUACCGAUGCCGUCAACGCCAUCCUCACAAACUUCAAAAGCUCCAUCGAUGGCGCAAAAGCUGCGUUUCAGGUGAGCGCAGCAUUGUUCAGGCGUAAUAUCUGUGAGAGCAUAGGUGCAAUGUUGAUUCUCUUUGCUCGUCAAAUGACGGCAACGUAGAGAGAAGAAGCGCAGCUCGACAAACCUACCAAGGUCAAAGCGAUACCCCGCAAAGCGCAGCUGUCCAAGCAUGAAGCGGCACUAACCAGGAUGAGGAACAUGUCCGCUCUAGCAGGACACGAUCGAACGCGUUUGGUGUUCGACGGUGGCAAGAGUCAUUGUUCUUCGGGGAGACUCGCACAAAUGAGGCGCAUCGAAGUAGAUGAGAUGACGCUGGUUCCCAAAGCCUAUCGAGGUGAGAAGCGCAAGCAAGCUCAGCGAAGCGGAUUUCAACUCACCCCGCUUCGUCCAUCAAAGAUGCAUACCUCGUAGUCAGGCUCAUUGCCCAGCCCAUCUCGUAUCAAGGCGUUCAGCUGCUCGGGGAAGACCCAAAGGGCGAUUUGAUCUCCAUAGCUAUUUCGCACGUUUCUUGCACGCCUCUCACAGCACACGAGGCGUCGUGCAAUUUUCCAACGGGAACCCUUUUGGCUGUCAAGGAGCCUUUUCUCUCUAUGGAUCAUACAGUCAGAGCCGUCCCUUCCAAACCUGGCAUCGGUGUACGCGUCGACUCGCCGACGGACAUCAUCUUCCUGUCAGGCGAGGAUGAAGCGUUGCGAGACGUCCAAUGGGCGACACCGCCCAGCAGCAAACCCGCGGUCGCACUCGAUCACCGCAUUUCCUGGCUCAGGGAUCCACCUCUAGCCGCUUGGCUCGCUAAUGGCGCACCCUCACCCGCCCCCUACUUUUCUUCCCAAGAAAUACUGCACCUUCUCGAAACAUUGUUGGUGUUUUCUCGGCCAGGGGCUGCAUGGCGCGAGCUUUGCGGAGCUAGAAAAGCUGGAUUGGUUGAUGAUCGAGCAAAGGACGCGAUGGAGAUUGAGGGAAGAAUCAGAUACCUGUGCGAAGACUUUCUAGGCGCCGCGGAUGCCUUUGGCGAGUCUCGGCGAGGCGCGCUCAGCUCGCAAAGCGCUCUGAGAAAGCACAGCCCGCCUGCGGUGGAUGAAGCUUCUUCGGAAAAGAGCCGGAGCCAGGCAGCGCGCCAAGCCUCUUUGCAGAAAGAUCCACCGUCGUCUUCCGAAAUCAGCUCUCUCUACUUUGCCGCUUCUUCAGGCGCGCGGAAGCUGGAUGCACGGACGUACAUCGGCCCGGUCGAGGUGCGGGAUAUCCCAGGCGCAGGUAGAGGUCUGAUCCUCACGGAGGACGUGGAACCUGGAAGGAUCAUCUUGCUGUGCCGGGCUGUAGAACCUCAAUACCCUUCCGCCACUCAGUGUGUCAGGGUCAAUCUAGAGAUGGGUCUGGUCAGUACGACGAGUCAGAUCCGAGCCCAGACGGCCUUGAUUCAUGCUCUGGUUGGUGAGUGACAACUGUCGGCGAGGCGCGACUCUGCCCCGUCAAAAGCUGACGAGGUGCAGGAGCUUCUGCCCGUUGCCUUCCGACACGCAGACCGACCCGAACUGCAAUUACCUGUGCUAGGACUUACAGCUGGACCCUCCGUUCCCUAUUCUGAGUGGGUGCGACUUCCAUACCCUCUUCAUCUACCCCGCGCUCCUACCGUCGAGCAAGCCGAAUCGUACGAACGUCCAUCCAUCGACGCCGCCUACGUUGACGGCGUACUUCGUUUCAAUGCGUUUGGACCUAGUCCUCCUUCCGCUUGCACACGUUUCAGCAGCAAUUUGUCGAGCACCUCAACGAGCUCAUCUCAGCCUCGACGUCCGCUAGAAGAUGGUCGGAGAACAAUGCCACACCCACUACCUGCACUGCUCAACCACUCUUGCUACCCAAACGUCUCCACCACGUUUCACGGAGAUGUCCUGCUUUCGCGUGCCUUGAGAAGGUUGAAAGCAGGGACAGAAGUGCUUCAUCAGUACGUUCAAGGCGAACAAGCGCACGCGGUCCGAAAAGCUCAAUUGAGCAAGCACGAUUUUCAGUGUGCAUGUUACCUGUGCAACCUGGACAUGUCCGACACGCCGGAGAACAGAUCUGAAAGGGCUAGGAUUGUAGCGGGUGAACUGCCUGCUGUGCUCGAGAGGAGCCGCGUCGUGCUCAAGAUGCGCCAAGAGCCAUCGAAACCGGACGACCGGGAGAUCGAAGCUCAUCAGGAUGUUGCAGAGGCGUUGGAGGGCUUCGCGAAGCGCAUCGAUGAGACCUAUGCCGAACAUAGAGGAGACGUCAGACCGGACCUGUUCGACGUCUUUCAUUCUCGUGCGGCUCAUUUGGCCAUCUACGAUCAGAGUGCAGCAAUCCAGGUCAGUCACUACUCGCGAAAUUCAAGGCACCACGUGAAGCUGGAGCUGACUCGUGGCACUCUCCUCGCACACGCGCGCAUACAUUCUGACCGCAGUGCGAGCUCUCAGCGCUCCGCAGCGUAGGAGCGAUUGUCGCCGUAGAGACCGGGCCUAAUUCGCAGCACGCCCUCUCGCAGCUCCCUGCUCUACACCUGGACCGCGCGCUGACUGCUAUGCUGCACAUCUCGAGGCUCUUUGCCCAGCUGACGCAGCCGACACAGUCCAAGAGCUGGGCACGCACAGCUGCGUGGGCCCACGAGUGCAUCAUUGGCGGUGGUCUUCGCGUGCUGCAAGAUCGAUUUGGAAGCUUGUGGAACGACGUCAUUCGACUUUGCGAUGGCGAUGAAGAGGCGAUCUCGACGUGA
Ceraceosorus bombacis is the source of this 2989-nucleotide messenger RNA. Lineage: Eukaryota; Fungi; Basidiomycota; Exobasidiomycetes; Ceraceosorales; Ceraceosoraceae. The record is from the annotation of a GenBank genome assembly.